This is a messenger RNA of Pelobates fuscus (common spadefoot toad), 1176 nucleotides long. Its product is annotated as carbonyl reductase [NADPH] 1-like. The transcript has 3 exons. Lineage: Eukaryota; Metazoa; Chordata; Amphibia; Anura; Pelobatidae. The record is from RefSeq and is a predicted model, not a curated record. Gene Ontology annotation, molecular function: carbonyl reductase (NADPH) activity. The coding region runs from base 79 to 909 and encodes 276 amino acids.
AGCCUGCUCUCUGUUAUAAUAAGUACAGUAUCCCUAGGCUCCUGUCCCUAGCUUGCAUCAGCAGCUCAGGAUUACAUUAUGGCCAGUAUAAAGGUUGCAGUAGUCACAGGGGGCAAUAAGGGGAUUGGGCUGGCUGUAGUCAAAUCCUUAUGCAAGCAGUUCAGGGGGGAUGUUUAUCUCACAGCCAGGAACCCAAAACUGGGGGAGGAAGCUGUCAAGGCCCUGGAGAAGGAAGGAUUGUCCCCCCACUUCCACCAGUUGGACAUCACUGACCUGCCCAGCAUCCAGGCUCUCAGGGAUUUCCUAAAGGACAAGUAUGGGGGCAUUGAUGUACUCAUCAACAACGCUGGCAUUGCUUUUAAAGUUGCUGACACUACUCCGUUUGGUACCCAAGCUGAAGUCACAAUGAAAACCGACUUCUAUGGCACUAGAGAUGUUUGCAAGGAACUGCUGCCACUAAUUAAGCCUCACGGGAGAGUGGUCAAUGUGUCCAGCAUGAUCAGCUACAAUUCUUUGGGACGUUGCAGCCCAGAGUUACAGAAGGUCUUUCGUAGUGAGUCGAUCACUGAGGAGGAACUGGUCAAACUUAUGGAAAAGUUUGUAGAAGAUGCCAAGCAAGAUGUACAUCAAAAAGAAGGCUGGCCAAACACUGCUUACGGAACAUCUAAAAUAGGAGUGACUGUGCUCUCCAAGAUCCAAGCAAGAGAAUUAGACGCAACGAGGAAAGGGGAUGGAAUCCUACUUAAUGCCUGUUGUCCAGGGUGGGUGAGGACCGAUAUGGCGGGUCCAAAUGCUCCAAAGUCUUCAGAUGAAGGUGCCGAGACUCCCGUUUAUCUGGCUCUCCUGCCGCCUGAUGCAACAGCACCUCAUGGGGAGCUAGUUUGCGAAAAGAAAGUGGUAAAGUGGUAACAAUAUGUGUUGGCUUACUAGUGGGUCAAAUGAGAUUUGGAACUACUUUGUUUAUAUGCUAAUUCCCAUACAAUUUUAUCAGCCACCUCGUGUGUUCAUGCCUGCCUUUAUUUGUUUCUGUGUGCUGCAGUCAAUUAUUGUUUGAUUGCCUCUUUGCUAGUUUUACAAAACAUCCUUGCCUCUACUCAUUGCUCUUUGAUGUGUAUAGUUUGUUGUCUUGUUUUUAACUUUUUCAUAAAAAAAAAAUAAAGAAUACUUAAAACAGUG